CAUUUCAAUUUCAUGUAAAAUAAAAACAAAUGCAAAUAAUUUUUCUAAAUUCCUAGUAAGUUCUUGCUAUUUUGCGCAAACAAAUCUCGAAAUAAUUUGCCAAAAAACAAACCGCGUUUCAUACCACGUUAGUACCUAAGACAGGGAUGUUGUUAUCGCCAUCACCCGCGAUUAAGUGUGGUCAAUUUUGAUUAUGACAUUUUGGUUGUCAUCGCGUUAAAUCUGCCUUGAUCGGUCUAUUAUUUUAUUUAUUGGAAAAAUUAAAUAUACAGAGAAUUAAUAAUGUUUUGUGCAUAUUCACACUUGGGAAGUUUAGGUCGAAAGCCAACUCAUAACCGCUACAUCCCAAGAACACGCCCAGCUAGUGAGAGGAGGACUGUAGAGGCAAGAUCUUAUCAAUAUGAUGUUAUAAGGGACUUGUCGCAACUUAUAAACAAAUCGCCCCGCAACGUUAGGCGAAUUAUAGAACAUAAUGCCUCUGCCCGAGGCUUUUUUAAUACACAACGGUUAAACGAAAUAUUAUCUAGAACGAAAACCACAAUAACCGCUAACGGCUUUACUGUAAGUCUGGAUGUCGGUUUUGAAAGGUGUAAACAUGCCAAACACUUGAUUGACAUCAGUUUUCGUGCCUGCCGUUCGACGAAUUCCAAAUUACUUGCCCCCCUUGUUGGCCAACAAAUUGGGUUUGCUCGCCAUUUCAAAACUGACCGGUCUAUCGAUGCGGAAAUGAAGAGAAAUCCUACAAUAUUUUCCAGAUUAAGGACAGCUUUUGGAGGAAAUCCACAGAAACUUGAGGCUGAAUUGUCUCAUGCUCAGACCGAAACGAUAAAAAAAUUGCUUCAAAAGAGUAGUGAGAAUGGACCAAAAAAGAAUGAGGCUGAUAAUAUCAAAAUAGCUUUUGCUGAAGGAUACUUAGCAGCUGCGAAUUCUGAUGAGUCACCAAAAUCAGGGAAAACUAUGAAAUAUCUUAAAGUUUUCCAACAGCUCUUGGUAAUAGUUGUUUUCAUUGGAAUUUUUCUAAGUUUGUUUUCAUCUUCAAACGGUUCGAUGUUCAGUAGAAUACAGUUGGGUAACCAAGUUGAAGUAGAUCCCGAAGAAAUCCACGUAACAUUUGACGAUGUAAAAGGCUGUGAUGAAGCUAAACAGGAAUUAAAAGAGGUUGUGGAGUUUCUUAAGAAUCCCGAGAAGUUCUCUAAUCUGGGAGGUAAACUACCAAAAGGUGUCUUAUUAGUGGGACCACCAGGUACCGGAAAAACGUUGCUAGCACGAGCAGUUGCUGGGGAAGCAAACGUUCCAUUCUUCCACGCCGCUGGGCCAGAGUUCGACGAAGUCCUUGUGGGUCAGGGUGCAAGGCGCGUACGCGAUCUAUUCAAGGCGGCAAAACAACGGGCACCAUGUGUAAUUUUUAUUGAUGAGAUUGAUUCUGUUGGCGCGAAGCGAACGAAUUCUGUCUUACAUCCAUAUGCUAACCAAACUAUAAACCAAUUAUUAGCUGAAAUGGAUGGAUUUCAUCAGAAUGCAGGUGUAAUCGUAUUAGGUGCCACAAACAGACGUGAUGAUUUAGAUCAAGCAUUAUUGCGUCCAGGCAGAUUCGAUGUUGAGGUUGUGGUGUCCACGCCAGACUUUACUGGCCGUAAGGAAAUUCUUUCCCUGUAUUUAGCAAAAAUUCUUCAUGAUGAAAUUGACUUGGACAUGUUAGCGCGAGGUACAUCUGGUUUCACGGGUGCCGAUUUGGAGAAUAUGAUAAAUCAAGCAGCUUUAAGAGCGGCUAUUGAUGGCGCUGAGACCGUAACAAUGAAACAUUUGGAAAGUGCACGAGACAAGGUGUUGAUGGGCCCCGAAAGAAAAGCUCGGCUCCCAGAUGAGGAAGCAAACCUCAUUACUGCUUAUCAUGAAGGCGGACACGCUAUUGUAGCAUACUAUACUAAGGAAUCACAUCCGUUACAUAAAGUUACAAUUAUGCCUCGUGGACCCUCACUUGGCCACACCGCAUACAUUCCUGAAAAGGAGCGAUAUCAUGUGACAAAAGCUCAACUUUUGGCAAUGAUGGAUACCAUGAUGGGUGGGCGUGCAGCAGAAGAGUUAAUUUUUGGCACAGAAAAAAUCACAUCAGGCGCAAGCAGCGACUUAAAGCAAGCAACUUCCAUAGCUACACACAUGGUUAAAGACUGGGGCAUGUCGGACAAAGUGGGUCUUCGUACAUUUGAGAACGCAAAGGGACUUGUCGCGUCGGAAUCAUUAGGACCGAAUACUGUGGAAGUAGUUGACGCUGAGAUAAAGCGAAUUUUAAAUGAAAGCUAUGAGCGAGCUAAAGCAAUAUUAAGAAAACAUACUAAGGAGCACAAGGCGUUAGCGGAGGCGCUGCUAAAGUACGAAACCCUAGACGCAGAAGACAUUAAAGCUAUAAUGAAUGAUUCGCAUUAACUGUAGUAUAUUUAAUAUAGUCAGACUUGAUACAACUUUUAACAAAAGAAAAAAAAUGAAAUAAAAUAAAUGGUAAACAAAUCCUAA
Ceratitis capitata (Mediterranean fruit fly) is the source of this 2511-nucleotide messenger RNA. It is a transcript of the gene YME1L, whose product is annotated as ATP-dependent zinc metalloprotease YME1 homolog. Gene Ontology annotation, molecular function: metalloendopeptidase activity; ATP binding; ATP hydrolysis activity. The transcript is spliced from 10 exons. Gene Ontology annotation, cellular component: mitochondrial inner membrane. The record is from RefSeq and is a predicted model, not a curated record. Lineage: Eukaryota; Metazoa; Arthropoda; Insecta; Diptera; Tephritidae. Bases 283 to 2424 code for a protein of 713 amino acids. Gene Ontology annotation, biological process: mitochondrion organization; protein quality control for misfolded or incompletely synthesized proteins.